UUUACUGUCACACACAGAGAGACAGACAGAGUGUCUGUGCUUUCCCAAAAACUUAGCAUCGACAAACGACCUUAUGAUGUGAGGGGUUUGGAAACAGUGACGAAGGGACACAACAAUAGGAUUGGAUUACCUCUCGUCAAACUGUAACAAACAAAAACACUCCUAUGCCCUCUGCCACAGGAAUACCUAGAAGAACGCCAACACACGAUGUGUAUUGUAUGUAUUGAAAAUACGUUGAGAAUUAGUGACAAAGAUAAUGCUACUUCAUACUUUACUCCUCCAAAAUGUGCACUCCCUGUCGAAUCAAGAAACAACAUGCUUGUUUCGCAAAUUAGAGAGGACCAUGAGUUUGAUUGAAGGUUCUUUUUCGAGCUUUUGUGCACACAAUUGAAUAUUUCAAGUUCAUAGCUUAACAACAAAAAUAUUACAAUGUUUUUCUUAUCCAGAGGAGCACCAACUUAAGUUAUAAAAUCUCUUUAUCGUGUUUUUUAAUUCAUCAACUGCUAUGUGGAGCCAACCCUUUAGGGCAGCAGAAGGGUGGGGGUAAUAUGCCCAGUAAUGAAGAAUGUGGAAUCCGAGAUGUAUGGAACCACAAUCUCGAGGAAGAGUUUCGCACUAUUCGGCAGAUUGUGCAACAAUAUCAAUAUAUCGCAAUGGACACAGAGUUUCCAGGAGUUGUUGCAAGACCAAUAGGUGAAUUUAGGACGAGCGCAGAUUAUCAAUAUCAGUUGCUGCGCUGCAAUGUAGACCUUUUAAGAAUCAUACAGCUUGGACUCACAUUUCUUGACGAAUCGGGGAAUACACCAGCAGGAUACACAACGUGGCAGUUUAAUUUCAAGUUCAACUUGGCGGAAGAUAUGUAUGCUCAAGAUAGUAUAGACAUGCUGCAAAAUAGUGGUAUACAAUUCAAAAAACACGAAGAAGAAGGCAUUGACCCUCUGGAUUUUGCAGAGCUAUUAAUGACUUCUGGAAUCGUACUGGUAGAUGAUAUAAAAUGGUUAUCAUUUCAUUCUGGCUAUGAUUUUGGAUAUCUGCUGAAACUUCUUACGGAUCAAAAUUUACCACAAGAAGAAAGUGAAUUCUUUGAACUUCUGAGGAUAUAUUUUCCAACAAUAUAUGACGUGAAGUAUCUUAUGAAAUCCUGUAAAAACUUGAAAGGAGGCUUACAAGAGGUAGCUGAACAACUAGAACUACAAAGAGUGGGUCCUCAGCAUCAAGCUGGUUCAGAUUCGCUCCUCACUGGAAUGGUCUUUUUCAAAAUGCGAGAAAUGUUUUUCGAGGACAACAUUGACGAUGCCAAGUACUGCGGUCAUCUUUAUGGAUUGGGAACGUCUUUUGUCGUCAACGGUUCCGGAGGCUACCUUGACAGCAACGGCGACAACUCAUCGUCAUCGUAAUAAGAACACGCAACACGUCAUGUCCAUCAAUGAUGAUUUUCUGUGAAUAAUUCGUACAUGAACCUGAUAAUGAAGUCCAGAUUACCUGUCGCGUGUAGAUUCUGUACAAUUCACAAAGAAACUUUCAGUAAAUUUUUUUAAUUUUGUCAUACAAAUAUUUCAUUUUAAAGAAAAACAAAGAGUUAUGCGAGAAAGAGUUGAAAACCUUGUAGAGACACGAGUUUUAUUACAAAAUUACAGUUGACUGUAAGUUAGUGAAACUGAUCGUCCUUGUUCACUUUUGCUUUUUUUUAAAAAAGGCAAGAGCUUUUGUAACUUCAUUUUUUCCGCGCUUAUUGUUGAUAUGUCUGUUUUUUCUCGAGCUCUGUUCCGAUUUAGAGCCUGCGUGUAUAUUAACAUGCUGAAUGUUUUCUUUCUUUUUUGUAAAAAACGAUUGUGAAUAUAUAUUAACUCUAAAUCGAGCAACAAAAAAACUAUUUUUGCUUUCCUUUCCGUUCGCGAGAGCAAGACAGCUGCGAUUAAUAAGCCUAGGGCUCAAUGUCACAUGUAAAUGCUAUCGUUAACGACCAUUGUUUUACUGUCUUCUUUUCUGUCAAACCCCCAAAUAAACUGUGAUUCUCACAUUGCUCCGUAAAAAACA
Messenger RNA from Nasonia vitripennis (jewel wasp), 2037 nucleotides. RefSeq names its product CCR4-NOT transcription complex subunit 7 (gene Pop2). The coding region runs from base 549 to 1397 and encodes 282 amino acids. Gene Ontology annotation, molecular function: poly(A)-specific ribonuclease activity; nucleic acid binding. Lineage: Eukaryota; Metazoa; Arthropoda; Insecta; Hymenoptera; Pteromalidae. Gene Ontology annotation, cellular component: CCR4-NOT complex; P-body; CCR4-NOT core complex. The record is from RefSeq and is a predicted model, not a curated record. The transcript has 8 exons.